AGCCGAGAGGAGAGCAGAAGGCGCCAGACUACAACAAGAUAACUCGGGCAGAGCAGGUACAACAGCAGAGAGAGGGCACAGCGCAAGGCACGGUACCAGGCAGGACAGGACAGGACUGGGCAGGAGACCAGGCAGGACAGGGUAUCAUUGCCAGGCAGCGCAGGGCAGGAGACCGAGUGAAGCAGAGAGCAGGAAGCGGGCAGACAGUAGCAGCGCCAUGUACUCCAACAGGUUGGAGGGACCCAGGAGAGGGCGAUCCUUUGAGUCUGUGAACUCCGGAAUGGACGAGAAGCACCUGAAUAACGAGAUCAACAAAUCGAAUUUCAAUAAAAUUGAAGAGAAUAAGGAGAAUAAAGAGAAUUGCAAUGUGUCUGUAGAACGGGGACGAGUUGCUGUGGUCUUCUCACUCAAAAAUGAAGUCGGCGGGCUUGCGAAAGCACUGAAACUCUUCCAGGAAAAACAUGUGAAUCUAGUUCACAUCGAGUCUCGAAAAUCUAAGCAAAGGAAUUCUGAAUUUGAGAUUUUCUUGGAUUGUGACAGUAACCGAGAACAACUCAAUGAAAUCAUCCAAAUUUUGAAAAGUCAUGUUAAUGUGGUCACCCUGAAUCCACCUGACAACUCCUAUGCACACGGUGGUGAUGUACAAAUUUAUUCCCUUAAUGUUGAUGAAAUGGAAACUCCUUGGUUUCCAAAGAAGAUUUCUGAUCUGGACAAAUGUGCGAACCGGGUGCUAAUGUAUGGCUCAGACCUGGAUGCAGAUCAUCCGGGAUUCAAAGACAAUGUCUACCGAAAAAGGAGAAAAUACUUUGCAGAUCUGGCCAUGGCCUACAAACAUGGUGAGCCUAUUCCACGGGUGGAAUUCACAGAGGAAGAAGUGAAGACUUGGGGCACAGUUUUCCGAGAGCUGACCAAGCUGUAUCCAACCCAUGCCUGCAGAGAAUAUUUGAAGAAUUUGCCUCUGCUGACAAAGUAUUGUGGCUAUAGGGAGGAUAAUAUUCCGCAGUUGGAGGAUGUAUCCAGGUUCCUAAAAGAAAGGACUGGAUUCACUAUACGACCAGUAGCUGGUUAUCUGUCUCCCCGAGAUUUCCUGGCUGGUCUGGCAUUUCGGGUGUUCCACUGUACUCAAUAUGUGAGACACAGCUCAGAUCCCCUCUACACCCCUGAACCUGACACAUGCCACGAGAUGAUGGGACACGUUCCUCUUCUGGCUGAACCGAGUUUUGCUCAGUUUUCCCAGGAGAUUGGCUUGGCUUCUCUGGGAGCUUCUGAUGAAGCAGUUCAGAAACUAGCCACAUGCUAUUUUUUUACUGUGGAAUUUGGUUUGUGUAAGCAAGAUGGCCAACUCAGAGUCUAUGGAGCUGGUCUACUAUCUUCUGUCAGUGAACUGAAGUACUCACUCUCAGGAAAUUCCAAAGUGAAGCCUUUCGAUCCAAAAGUCACUUGCAAGCAGGAGUGUCUCAUCACUACAUUCCAAGAUGUCUACUUUGUUUCAGAAAGUUUUGAAGAUGCCAAAGAGAAGAUGAGGGAAUUUGCAAAGACCAUCAAGCGCCCAUUCGGUGUGAGGUACAAUCCAUACACACAGACUGUGGACGUUCUGAAGGACACCAAGAGCAUUACAAACGUUGUGAGGGAACUUCGACAGGAGCUUGAUAUUGUUUCAGAUGCCCUCAGCAGGAUCAACAAGCAAUUUGGCAUCUAACCCCAGCCUGUCGCUGCCUCGAUCCCUUACCCCUGUUGCAAACUCAUACCUGGUUGUUAUUCUUAAGGCAUGAUUAGAUAAUACCCUGAACAAUUAACUAACCAUUAACCUGCAAAAUUACAGCUUGUGAUAGCAUCUUUAAAAAACAGACUGUAUCAGAAUGCCUUGGUUUUGAAGCAAU
Messenger RNA from Chiloscyllium plagiosum (whitespotted bambooshark), 1880 nucleotides. RefSeq names its product tryptophan hydroxylase 1 (tryptophan 5-monooxygenase) a (gene tph1a). The record is from RefSeq and is a predicted model, not a curated record. Gene Ontology annotation, biological process: serotonin biosynthetic process; aromatic amino acid metabolic process. Gene Ontology annotation, cellular component: neuron projection. Gene Ontology annotation, molecular function: iron ion binding; tryptophan 5-monooxygenase activity. Lineage: Eukaryota; Metazoa; Chordata; Chondrichthyes; Orectolobiformes; Hemiscylliidae.